Gekko japonicus is the source of this 936-nucleotide messenger RNA. Its product is annotated as sulfotransferase 6B1-like. Gene Ontology annotation, cellular component: cytoplasm. The record is from RefSeq and is a predicted model, not a curated record. Lineage: Eukaryota; Metazoa; Chordata; Lepidosauria; Squamata; Gekkonidae. The transcript is spliced from 7 exons. Gene Ontology annotation, biological process: sulfation. Bases 1 to 936 code for a protein of 311 amino acids. Gene Ontology annotation, molecular function: sulfotransferase activity.
AUGUCAAAGCACAGGAAGAAGUUUAUUGCCCUUGUAGAUAAAGCAAUGGCUGAAGGUGAAAAGAUGGCACCAGAAGAACUGAUGUUUACUUAUAAGGGGACUUUAUAUCCAGCUACUGUUUGCAGCCCAGAAAUCUUCAAAGCCCUUGAACAGUUUGAAGCAAGAAGCAAUGAUGUGAUUCUAGCCGGAUACCCUAAAUCUGGUACAAACUGGGCUGGUCAGAUCCUAACUGAUUUGGUUGAUGCAUCUAAAAAAAAUAAAGAAGACACAAAUAGCACAGAUGAUGAAAUGGAAGAAUUUCCAUAUCUUGAAGUUGGAGAUCCUGAGAAAUAUCAGAGGAUGGCAAAUUUACCUUCCAGAAGAGUUAUGUUUACCCACCUUGUUCCUUGUAAUCUACCCGCAUCAAUCUUCAAGAACAAGGCCAAGAUACUGCUGCUCAUUCGAAAUCCAAAAGAUGUAGCUACAUCUUUUUACCACUUUUCCAACGGAUUGGCUCCACUUCCCUCUUACACCUCCUGGGAUGACUACUUCAAAGCUUUUAUGACUGGACAAAUGCCCUGGGGCUCUUAUUUUGACUAUGUCUUUGAAUGGAACAAGCAUGCUGAUGAUGAAAAUAUCAUGACAAUCACUUAUGAGGAACUGAAGGAGAAUAGACCUUUGGGGGUGAAACGGAUAAGUGAAUUCUUUGAGUUGAACCUAACUGAGCAAGAGAUUCAAGAAGUCGUAGACAAAAGCAGUUUCCAAGCUAUGAAAGAAAAUUCUCAAAAAACCCAUGGCGAAUUUGGCAAAGUCCUUUUCCGCAAAGGUGGAGUUAGUGACUGGAAGAACCUUUUCACUGAAGAUCACAACCGGGAAAUGGACACAACAUUUGAAGAACGUCUAGGGGGAACUAAAUUAGGAGAAAAAAUAAAGUAUGGAGUGUAUUGCAAGGCCUGA